AUGAAAUCUGUGUCUUCUACCGUUGAGAAUAACAUCACUUUCUUAGAAGAUGAGUUGAUCUGGCAACCUUCUACCUUGGGAUCUUUCACCUUCGACACAGUCCAACAAUCUCUUGUGGAGGAGGUGCCAUGCAUCCUACGAAACUCUGAAGGUUUGUUUAUUGUUGCAUUAUCUUUUCCCCUUACAGCCUCCUGUGCACUAGAAGCGGAAGCUCUUGCUCUUGCCUUUGCUAUGAGAUGGUGUGAUCUGGCAGCUCGUAAACCAACUCUCAUUCAAGUGGAUUCCUCGGUUCUUGUCCAUAUCAUUCUUAAUCACGAAGCUCCAAUCCCAUGGAAGAUUCGACAAUCAAUUUUCACCAUUAGACAUUUGCUCUCGUCAUGGUCAUCUUCAAUUGCUCACUCAUAUAGAGAAACAAACAAGGUUGCAGAUUCUUUAGCUUCUUUUGGUUGUAAUCUCCUUUCUCCAUCUGUUUUUUUCACCCCCAUCUCUUUACCUCCUUCUGUUAUCUCUUCUCUUUUGUAUGACUGGAGGGGUCUUUUGACCCCAAGAUUAUCCUCCUAA
Messenger RNA from Ipomoea triloba (trilobed morning glory), 561 nucleotides. RefSeq lists its product as uncharacterized. Bases 1 to 561 code for a protein of 186 amino acids. Gene Ontology annotation, molecular function: nucleic acid binding; RNA-DNA hybrid ribonuclease activity. The record is from RefSeq and is a predicted model, not a curated record. NCBI's taxonomy places the organism in Eukaryota, Viridiplantae, Streptophyta, Magnoliopsida, Solanales, Convolvulaceae. The transcript has 2 exons.